Linum trigynum is the source of this 1176-nucleotide messenger RNA. The record is from the annotation of a GenBank genome assembly. NCBI's taxonomy places the organism in Eukaryota, Viridiplantae, Streptophyta, Magnoliopsida, Malpighiales, Linaceae.
AUGAGGAUUUGCGUCAAAACUCUGAAGGGCAGUACCUUCGACAUCCAAGUCAAGCCCCAAGACACGGUCGCUGAUGUCAAGAAGAGCAUAGAAUCUGCACAAGGAGCAGACACUUAUCCUGCUGGAGAACUGAUGCUUAUCCACCAAGGGAAGGUUCUUAAGGAUGAAACGACAUUGGAUGAAAAUAAAGUUGCUGAAAAUAGCUUUGUUGUUGUCAUGAUAAAAAAGAAAAACUCUUCUGGCGAAGGUUCAGCUUCAACAGCAAAGGCACCUCAGACCAGUGCCCCAUCAUCAACAGCACCACAAGCUCCUGUAGCAGCACCGCCAGCUCCGGCUCCGGUUUCGGCUCCAGCUGCAGCUCCUUUGGUUGCUCCUGCGUCUGCAGCACCUGCUGCUCCUACAUCUUUAGUUGCUGCUACGUCUGACGCCAAUCCUUAUGGUCAAGCAGCAUCUACAUUGGUGGCUGGGACUAACUUGGAAGGAGCAGUCCAGCAAAUCCUUGAUAUGGGUGGAGGUACCUGGGACAGAGAAAUUGUUAUUCGGGCACUCCGUGCUGCUUUCAAUAAUCCAGAGAGAGCUGUUGAAUAUCUGUACUCUGGUAUUCCUGAGCAAGCUGAACCUGCAGCACCAGUACCACAAGCACCUGUGAGCGGACAACCUGCAAAUCCAGCUGCAGCAGCAGCAGGAGCUGCACAGGCUGCAGCCCCAGCUGCAGGGCCCAAUGCAAAUCCUUUAGACCUUUUCCCUCAGGGCCUUCCCGCUGCUGGAACAGGUGGGGCUGGUGGCGCUGGAACACUGGACUUCUUGAGGAACAGUCAGCAGUUCCAAGCCUUGCGAGCUAUGGUGCAGGCUAACCCACAGAUAUUGCAGCCCAUGCUUCAAGAAUUGGGGAAGCAAAAUCCUCAUCUAAUGAGACUUAUUCAAGACCAUCAGGCAGACUUCCUUCGUCUGAUCAAUGAACCUGUCGAGGGUGGAGAGGCGGGCAUAUUGGGGCAGCUUGCUGCUGCUAUGCCACAGUCGGUGACCGUUACUCCUGAAGAGCGUGAAGCACUAGGCCGCCUUGAAGCGAUGGGAUUUGAUCCACAAAUCGUGUUGGAGGUGUUCUUCGCCUGCAACAAGAACGAGGAACUGGCUGCCAACUAUCUUUUGGACCACAUGCAGGACUUUGAGGAAUGA